Messenger RNA from Haliotis rubra (blacklip abalone), 804 nucleotides. Its product is annotated as rab11 family-interacting protein 3-like. The record is from RefSeq and is a predicted model, not a curated record. Lineage: Eukaryota; Metazoa; Mollusca; Gastropoda; Lepetellida; Haliotidae. The transcript has a single exon. The coding region runs from base 1 to 804 and encodes 267 amino acids.
AUGCCACCAUUGUGGCUGGAUGUGCCCCAGUGUCUGGAUGUGCCACCUUCGUGGCUAUAUGAGCCCCAGUGUCUGGAUGUUCCACCUUCGUGGCAGUAUGAGCCCCAGUGUCUGGAUGUGCCACCAUCGUGGCUGUAUGAGCCCCAGUGUCUUGAUGUUCCACCUUCGUGGCUGUAUGAGCCCCAGUGUCUGGAUGUUCCACCUUCGUGGCUGUAUGAGCCCCAGUGUCUUGAUGUUCCACCAUCGUGGCAGUAUGAGCCCCAGUGUCUGGAUGUGCCACCUUCGUGGCUGUAUGAGCCCCAGUGUCUGGAUGUUCCACCAUCGUGGCAGUAUGAGCCCCAGUGUCUGGAUGUUCCACCUUCGUGGCAGUAUGAGCCCCAGUGUCUGGAUGUUCCACCUUCGUGGCUGGAUGAGCCCCAGUGUCUGGAUGUUCCACCUUCGUGGCUGGAUGAGCCCCAGUGUCUGGAUGUUCCACCUUCGUGGCUGUAUGAGCCCCAGUGUCUGGAUGUUCCACCAUCGUGGCAGUAUGAGCCCCAGUGUCUGGAUGUUCCACCAUCGUGGCAGUAUGAGCCCAGUGUCUGGAUGUUCCACCUUCGCGGGCAGUAUGAGCCCCAGUAUGAGCCCCAGUGUCUGGAUGUGCCACCUUCGUGGCUGGAUGAGCCCCAGUGUCUGAAUGUUCCACCAUCGUGGCAGUAUGAGCCCCAGUGUCUGGAUGUGCCACCUUCGUGGCAGUAUGAGCCCCAGUGUCUGGAUGUUCCACCAUCGUGGCAGUAUGAGCCCCAGUGUCUGCAAGUGUCAUCAUGA